Messenger RNA from Chara braunii, 3544 nucleotides. NCBI's taxonomy places the organism in Eukaryota, Viridiplantae, Streptophyta, Charophyceae, Charales, Characeae. The record is from the annotation of a GenBank genome assembly.
CGGUGCAAGUGGAAAGCCAAUAAGUCAUGGUGAACUGCAAAAACACGAAAUGUGUCAAGGGCGUCAAGCAACAAAGGGAAAGGUAUCAGGACCAAGCGUCGGUGCACAUGACAAGGGAUCGGGUUCGCCUCUGGGAUCAGGACCAAGCAGCGGUGUACAUUGCAGGGGAUCGGGUUCGCCUCUGGGAUUAGGACCAAGCGGCGGUGCACAUGGCAGGGGAUCGAGAGGCGAUGCAAGUGGCCAGGAUUUGGGAGGAAGCGGCGGUGCAAGCGUCAAGGGCGUAAGUCAUGGAGAACUGCCGAAAUGUGUCGAAGAUGUCCUUUCGGAUGACCAAGUUUGGGCGACCACUGUGUUGGCGAGCGAGAGUGUUACUGCGCUAGUGGAUAAUACUGGUGCACUUGCAGAAUUAGGGGUGCCAUCGUUGGAUAUGCCAGCUGAGAAAGAUAAGCAUGAAGUCUCUCUGGACAUGAAGAAUGAAAGCGCGACUGCAGGUGCAAAGGAAACUGUCAAUGUGCAGGCCAUCGAAGAGGAUGAAGGACAUAUAGUACUAAGUACACGGGAGCAACAUACGCUUGUACAACCUGAACUUAUGGUUGCAAAAUCAGAAGCACAACAGUCUGCUAACCUCGUGAUAUCUAUCGACGAAUCUCCUUUUACACCAUCGCAUGGUGCGAUAGAAGGUCGUGUUGAAGACAAAGCGUUAGUGAGCCACCGAGUUCAUGACCCUUCGUUCCAUAUUCAUUUCGCAACAAAACGCCUCACCGUAGAAAAAAAUGAGUAUCUUGACAUGAUUACAGACAACAGCGAAGACAAUGAAGCAUACGACAUUGUCGAGUACAAGGGGAGCUGGAAGGUGGGAAAGGAAGACAUCAUGGUCGUCGUCAAGGAUGGGAAAUGGCUAAAUGACGAAGUCGUCAAUUUAAUGCGACGAGGAGGAGGAGGAGGACGAGAGGAAGAGGAGGAGGAGGAGGAGGAGGAGGAGGAGGAGACGAACGAGGAGGAGGAGGCGGAGGAGAGGAAACGGAGGAGGACGCGAGGAGGAGGAGGAGGAAGGAGGAUCGCCGAGGAGGAGGAGGAGGAAGGAGGAUCGCCGAGAAGGAGGAGGAAGGAGGAGGAGGCGAAGGAGGAGGAGGAGACGAAGGAGGAGGAAACAAAGGAGGAGGCGAGGACAAGGAGGAGGAGGAAGAAGGAAGGAGGAAGGAGGAGGAUCGUCGAGGAGGAUGAAGGAUCGCCGAGGAGGAGGGAGGAGGAGGCCGAGCAGAGGGAGCGACUUUGGAUAAUGUGAGGAGGAAAGGACCGAGGAGGAGGAGGAGGAAGAGUAGGAGGAGCGAAGGAGAGGAGGAACGAGGAGGAUCGCCGAGGAGGAGGAAGAAGGAUCGACGAGGAGGAAGGAGGAGGAAGAGGAGGAGGAGGAGGCGAGGAGGAGGAGGAGGACAAGAGAAGGAGGAUCGCCGAGGAGGAGGAGAAGGAGGAGGAAAAAGAAAGCGGAAGGAGGAGGAAGGAGGAGGAAGGAGGAGGAUCGACGAGGUGGAGGCGGAGGAGGGAGAGGAGGAGAGAAGGAGCAUCGCCGAGGAGGAUAAGGAGGAGGAGAGAAGGAGGAGGAGGAGGAGAGAAGGAGGAAGGAGGAGGACCGCCAAGGAGGAAGGGGGAUCACCGAGGAGGAGGAGGAGGAGGAGGAGAGAAGGAGGAAGGAGGAGGAGGCCGAGCAGAGGGGAGCGACUUAAGAUACCAAGGAGGAGAAGGCGGCGGCGGAGGAGGAGGAGGAGGAGGAGGAGGAGGAGGAGGAGGAGGAGGAGAGAGGGAGAGGGAGAGGAGGAAGGAGGAGGAUCGUCGAGGAGGAGAAGAAGGAUCAGCGACGAGGAAGGAGGAGGAGGCGGCGGAGGAGAAGGAAGAGGAGGAGGAGGAGGCGAGGAGGAGGAGGAGGACAAGAGAAGGAGGAUCGCCGAGGAGGAGGAGAAGGAGGAGGAGAAAGAAAGAGGAAGGAGGAGGAAGGAGGAGGAUGGAGGAGGAUCGACGAGGUGGAGGCGGAGGAGGGAGAGGAGGAGAGAAGGAGCAUCGCCGAGGAGGAGGAGGAGGAGGAGACAAGGAGGAAGGAGGAGGACCACCGAGGAGGAGGAAGGGGGAUCACCGAGGAGGAGGAGGAGGAGGAGAGAAGGAGGAAGGAGGAGGAGACCGAGCAGAGGGGAGAUCUGUGAUGGAGGAGGAUCGAUCGAUUGGCGGGAAUUUUUUUUUUUUUAAUCCGGGCGGAAAAGGCGGAGGAGGAGGAGGAGGAGGAGGAGGAGGAGGAGAUAGGGAGAGGAGGAAGGAGAAGGAUCGUCGAGGAGGAGAAGAAGGAUCGGCGACAAGGAAGGAGGAGGAGGCGGCGGAGGAGGACGAAGAGGAGGAGGAGGAGGCGAGGAGGCGGAGGAGGACAAGAGAAGGAGGAUCGCCGAGGAGGAGGAGAAGGAGGAGGAGAAGGAGGAGGAGAAAGAAAGAGGAAGGAGGAGGAAGGAGGAUGAUGGAGGAGGAUGAACGAGGUGGAGGCGGAGGAGGGAGAGGAGGAGAGAAGGAGCAUCACCGAGGAGGAGGAGGAGGAGCAGACAAGGAGGAAGGAGGAGGACCGCCGAGAAGGAGGAAGGGGGAUCGCCGAGGAGGAGGAGGAGGAGGAGAGAAGGAGGAAGGAGGAGGAGACCGAGCAGAGGGGAGCUCUGUGUUUGGAUACUGAGGAGGAAAGGGUCGAGGAGGAGGAGGAGGAAGGAGGAGGAUCGCUGAGGAGAAGGAAGAAGGAUCGGUGAGGAGGAAGGAGGAGGAGGCGGCGGCGGAGGAGGAAGAGGAUGAGGAGGAGGCGAGGAGGAGGAGGAGGAGGAGGAGGAGGAGGAGGAAGGAGCAUCACCGAGGAGGAGGAGGAGGACAAGAGAAGGAGGAUCACCGAGGAGGAGGAGAAGGAGGAGGAGAAAGAAGGAGGAAGGAGGAGGAUGGACGAGGUGGAGGCGGAGGAGGGAAUGGAGGAGAGAAGGAGCAUCGCCGAGGAGGAGGAGGAGGAGGAGAGAAGGAGGAAGGAGGAGGACACCGAGGAGGACGAAGGGAGAUCGCCGAGGAGGAGGAGGAGGAGGAGAGAAGGAGCAAGGAGGAGGAGGCCGAGCAGAGGGGAGCGACUUUGGACACUGUGUUGGUUGGACUGCGAGAAGGAGGAAAGGGCCGAGGAGGAGGAGGAGGAGGAGGAGGAGGAGGAGGAGGAGAGAAGGAGGAGGAGGCGAUUGGAGGAGGAAGAGGAAAGAGGGUCGGCGAGGAGGACGAGGAGGAGGAGGAGGAGGAGGUGGAGGAGGAACAUGACGAGGAGGAAGGAUGACGAGGAGGCGGAGAAGGAGGAGGAAGGAUGACGAUGAGGAAGGAGGAGGAGGCGAAGGGGGAGGAGAACGAGGACGGAUGAUGAGGAGGAGUCUGUUUUGCAACCGGCUGCCCCUCCUCAUCCUCCUUCUCGUUCUGUUUCUCGUUUUUCUACAUUGAUCGGCUAGUCAAAGAACAAAAACAAAAGUACACCAAUCAAUCAAUCAAGCAAGCAAGC